AUGAAGUUUACCUCCUCCCUUGUUUUUGCUCUCGGCUUUGCCGCCCAAUCUUUGGCCUUUGCCCCUGCCAUGGCACCCAAGCUGUCUACUUCCUUGAACGCUGGUGUCCUUUCCAAGACCACCGGACAGUCCUCUUUGGAUCCUGCCGUCAUUGCCAAAUACAACUCUCUUCCUUUCCCUGAGGACAGCAUCCUUGCCGAGUACGUGUGGACCGAUGCCGUUGGAAAUACGCGUUCCAAGACUCGUACUCUUCCUGCUGCCAAGGGAAAGUCUGUCGAAAGCUUGCCAAAGUGGAACUUUGAUGGAUCUUCCACCGACCAAGCUCCAGGUGACGACUCCGAGGUCAUCCUCCGUCCAUGCCGUAUCUUCAAGGACCCCUUCCGCCCUCGCUCUGACGGAAUCGACAAUAUCCUUGUCAUGUGCGAUACCUACACUCCCGCUGGAGAACCUUUGGAAACCAACAACCGUGCUUUUGCCGCCAAGGCAUUUGAAGGCAUGGACGACGAAGAAGUCUGGUUCGGAAUGGAACAAGAAUUCACCCUCUUCAACUUGGAUGAGCGCACACCCCUUGGUUGGCCCGAAGGUGGCAUGCCCAGCCGUGCCCAAGGUCCCUACUACUGCUCGGUCGGUCCAGAGAACUCUUUUGGACGAGCCAUCGUUGACGCCAUGUACAAGGCUGCCCUUUACGCCGGAAUCACCAUCUCUGGGACCAACGGAGAGGUCAUGCCUGGACAACAAGAAUACCAAGUCGGACCAUGCGUCGGAAUUGAUGCUGGUGACCAACUUAUGAUGUCCCGAUACAUCCUGCAACGAGUCUGUGAAGACUUCCAAGUCUACUGCACGCUUCACCCCAAGCCAAUCGUCGAGGGAGACUGGAAUGGUGCCGGUAUGCACACCAACGUUUCCACCAAAUCAAUGAGAGAAGAAGGUGGGCUUGAGGUAAUCAAGAAGGCCAUCUACAAGUUGGGCGAGAAGCACGCCGAACACAUUGCCAUUUACGGAGAAGGAAACGAACUUCGAUUGACCGGAAAAUUCGAGACUGCCUCCAUUAACGAUUUCACUUUUGGUGUUGCCAACCGUGGAGCCUCGGUCCGAAUCGGACGUGACACCUGGGAUGAAGGAAAGGGAUACUUUGAGGACCGUAGACCUUCUUCCAACUGUGACCCUUACCUGGUCAGUGGAAAGAUCAUGUCGACCAUCAUGGGACCCGAGGCUCCUGAAAUCACUCCUUUGGACAAGGAGGAGGCCUAA
Cylindrotheca closterium is the source of this 1251-nucleotide messenger RNA. The record is from the annotation of a GenBank genome assembly. Lineage: Eukaryota; Bacillariophyta; Bacillariophyceae; Bacillariales; Bacillariaceae.